Molecule: messenger RNA, 1051 nt
Organism: Pterocles gutturalis (yellow-throated sandgrouse)
Lineage: Eukaryota; Metazoa; Chordata; Aves; Pterocliformes; Pteroclidae
Product: intraflagellar transport protein 80 homolog
Exons: 9
Biological process (GO): cilium assembly
Cellular component (GO): intraciliary transport particle B; cilium; centrosome
Molecular function (GO): protein binding
Source: RefSeq, a predicted model, not a curated record
UUCCACUUGAUUUCCAAGCUAGGAAGAGUAGAGAAAAGCGUAGAAGCACACUGGGGAGCUGUACUCGCAGGAAGGUGGAAUUACGAAGGAACAGCGCUGGUUACAGUUGGUGAAGAUGGCCAAGUGAAAAUCUGGUCUAAAAGUGGAAUGCUGAGAUCUACUUUAGCUCAGCAAGGAACACCAGUGUACUCAGUAGCUUGGGGACCUGAUUCUGAAAAAGUUCUCUAUACUUCAGGGAAGCAGCUGAUUAUUAAACCUCUUCAGCCAAAUGCUAAAGUUUUGCAGUGGAAAGCCCAUGAUGGACUCAUUUUAAAAACUGACUGGAACUCAGUUAAUGAUCUUAUUCUUUCUGCAGGUGAAGAUUGUAAAUAUAAGGUUUGGGACAGUUAUGGACAUCUACUGUACAGCUCACAGCCCCAUGAAUAUCCUAUAACAUCUGUUGCCUGGGCUGUGGAUGGAGAAUUAUUUGCUGUGGGGUCUUUUCAUACUUUGCGUCUAUGCGAUAAAACUGGGUGGUCUUACGCUUUAGAGAAGCCAAACACUGGCAGCGUAUUUAAUAUUGCCUGGUCUAUCGAUGGCACUCAACUAGCUGGAGCAUGUGGAAAUGGACAUGUCAUUUUUGCCCAUGUCGUGGAGCAACACUGGGAGUGGAAGAACUUUGAAAUAACGUUAAUUAAGAGGAGAACCAUGGAGGUGCACAAUGUUAUUAAUGAUGCGGUAGAUUUGUUGGAAUUCCGUGACAGGGUUAUUAAAGCCUCUUUGAACUACGGGCAUUUGGUUGUUUCAACUUCUCUUCAGUGUUACGUGUUUUCCACAAAGAACUGGAAUACACCACUGAUCUUUGACCUGAAGGAAGGAACAGUUAGUUUGAUUCUACAAGCGGAAAGGCAUUUUCUUCUUGUAGAUGGUGGAGGACUUUAUGUAUAUUCAUAUGAAGGAAGAUUAAUUUCCUCUCCAAAAUUUCCAGGAAUGAGAACAGACAUUUUAAAUGCCCAGACAGUAUCUCUGAGUAAUGAUACUCUAGCAGUAAAAGACAAAGCUGAUGAAAAGG